Molecule: messenger RNA, 924 nt
Organism: Closterium sp. NIES-65
Lineage: Eukaryota; Viridiplantae; Streptophyta; Zygnematophyceae; Desmidiales; Closteriaceae
Source: the annotation of a GenBank genome assembly
AUGUGUCAGAUCUUAGCAAGGGGGCGUUACGGUUUCUACACCCUCGCCCUCGCUUUCGUCCGCCGCCCACGUCUUCUCCCGUCGCUGUCGUUUGCCCCCGACACCCACUCCUUCCCCCGUCGCUCACUCUCUUUCCGCCGUCACCCUCGCUUUCCCCCGCUGCCCACUCCUUCUCCCGUCGUUCUCGUUUGCCCCCGUCACCCACUCUUUCCCCCGUCGCACUCGCUUUCCCCCGUCGCCUCUGGCUUUCCCCCGUCGUCCUUGCUUCCCCCGUCGCCCUCGCUUUCCCCCGUCGUCAUUGCUUUCCCCCGUCUCUCUCGCUCUCCCCCGCCGCCCACUCCUUUCCCCGUCUCUCUCGCUUUCCCCCGCCGCCCACUCCUUCUCCCGUCGUUCUCGUUUGCCCCCGUCACCCACUCUUUCCCCCGUCGCACUCACUUUCCCCCGUCGCCUCUGACUUUCCCCCGUCGUCCUUGCUUCCCUCGUCGCCCUCGCUUUCCCCCGUCGUCAUUGCUUUCCCCCGUCUCUCUCGCUCUCCCCCGCCGCCCACUCCUUUCCCCGUCUCUCUCGCUUUCCCCCGCCGCCCACUCCUUCUCCCGUCGUUCUCGUUUGCCCCCGUCACCCACUCUUUCCCCCGUCGCACUCGUUUUCCCCCUCGCCUCUGACUUUCCCCCGUCGUCCUUGCUUCCCCCGUCGCCCUCGCUUUCCCACGUUGUCAUUGCUUUCCCUCGUCUCUCUCGCUCUCCCCCGCCGCCCACUCCUUUCCCCGUCUCUCUCGCUUUCCCCCGCCGCCCACUCCUUCUCCCGUCGUUCUCGUUUGCCCCCGUCACCCACUCUUACCCCCGUCGCACUCGCUUUCCCCCGUCGCCUCUGGCUUUCCCCCGUCGUCCUUGCUUCCCCCAUCGCCCUCGCUUUCCCCCGUCGUAA